Messenger RNA from Dromiciops gliroides (monito del monte), 8825 nucleotides. It is a transcript of the gene ROBO2, whose product is annotated as roundabout guidance receptor 2. The record is from RefSeq and is a predicted model, not a curated record. Gene Ontology annotation, molecular function: protein binding. Lineage: Eukaryota; Metazoa; Chordata; Mammalia; Microbiotheria; Microbiotheriidae.
UUUGGAGUGAAUGGAUUCUAAGAACUGCGUUUUAGGCACACUUGGAUAAUUCCUCUACCUGAGGUGGCUUGGUGGGAAUUUAGAAAACCGAGUGUGGAAAUCUAGCAGCCUUUGGAACUCCUGUUAAACUGGAUGCAUCUAAAUGUGACCUAUUCAAGACCUUCUCAACAUCUUUUGAUCUUGAGAUUUGCCAUUUAGUUUUAUUAGCUUCUAGGGAAGUCUAAACUUAAGACCUACCUCUGUUUAAAAAAGGAUACUAAUUUUUCUACUUUUGCUUUCCGGGAUUGGUAUUUUAAGCAAUCUGGAUCAUUUUUAAUAUGUCAGGAUGUGUCUGCUGAUGUUUACACAACUCCUCCUCUGUGGAUUUGUAUAUUUUCAGGUUUAUGGAUCACGUCUUCGUCAGGAAGAUUUUCCUCCCAGGAUUGUUGAGCAUCCUUCAGAUGUUAUUGUCUCUAAAGGAGAGCCAACAACUUUGAACUGCAAAGCUGAGGGCAGGCCAACUCCGACUAUAGAGUGGUAUAAAGAUGGUGAGAGGGUGGAAACUGACAAAGAUGAUCCCCGAUCCCAUCGCAUGCUGCUGCCUAGUGGAUCUUUAUUUUUCUUGCGUAUUGUUCAUGGACGUAGAAGCAAGCCUGAUGAAGGAAGUUAUGUCUGUGUGGCACGGAACUAUCUUGGUGAGGCAAUGAGUCGCAAUGCAUCUCUGGAAGUGGCAUUAUUAAGAGAUGACUUCCGGCAAAAUCCCACAGAUGUUGUUGUGGCAGCUGGAGAACCUGCCAUCUUGGAGUGCCAGCCUCCCCGAGGACAUCCAGAGCCCACCAUCUAUUGGAAAAAAGACAAAGUUCGAAUUGAUGACAGGGAAGAGAGAAUAAGUAUCCGUGGUGGGAAACUGAUGAUUUCAAACACUAGAAAGAGUGAUGCAGGCAUGUAUACCUGUGUUGGCACAAAUAUGGUGGGAGAAAGAGACAGUGAUCCAGCAGAAUUGACCGUUUUUGAGCGACCCACUUUCCUCAGACGGCCAAUUAACCAAGUGAUACUGGAAGAAGAAGCUGUUGAAUUUCGAUGUCAGGUCCAGGGAGAUCCUCAACCAACUGUAAGAUGGAAGAAGGAUGAAACAGACUUACCAAGAGGAAGAUUCGACAUCAAAGAUGAUUACACAUUGAGGAUUAAAAAGGCCAUGAGUUCAGAUGAAGGCACCUAUAUGUGUGUUGCUGAGAAUCGGGUUGGAAGAGUGGAAGCAUCUGCUACCCUCACUGUUAGAGCUCGCCCUGUUGCUCCUCCACAGUUUGUGGUUAGGCCAAGAGAUCAGAUUGUAGCUCAAGGUCGAACAGUUACAUUUCCCUGUGAAACUAAAGGAAACCCUCAGCCAGCUGUUUUUUGGCAGAAAGAAGGCAGCCAGAACCUGCUUUUCCCAAACCAGCCUCUGCAACCUAGCAGCAGAUGUUCAGUGUCACCAACUGGAGAUCUUACUAAUUACAAACAUUCAGCAGGUUGAUGCAGCUACUAUAUUUGUCAGGCCUUAACUGUUGCUGGAAGUAUUUUAGCAAAGGCCCAGCUGGAAGUUACUGAUGUUUUGACAGAUAGGCCUCCACCUAUAAUUCUACAAGGCCCAGCCAACCAGACAUUAGCAGUAGAUGGUACAGCCCUCCUGAAAUGUAAAACCACCGGUGAUCCUCUUCCUGUUAUUAGCUGGUUAAAGGAAGGAUUCACUUUUCUGGGUAGAGAUCCAAGAACAUCUUUACAAGAACAAGGGACGCUGCAAAUUAAGAAUUUACGUGUUUCUGAUACUGGCACUUACACAUGUGUGGCUACAAGUUCAAGUGGAGAGACAUCAUGGAGUGCUGUGUUAGAUGUAACUGAAUCUGGCUCAGCAACAAUCAGUAAGAAUUAUGAUUUAAAUGACUGCGGAUCACCAUCCAAACUCAGGUCACUGAUGUCAGUAAGAACAGUGUCACUUGUCCUGCCAGCAGGCAGCCCUGGAAGCCUACCAGCUAGUGCAUAUAUCAUUGAGGCCUUUAGUCAAUCAGUGAGCAAUAGCUGGCAAACUGUGGAACAUGUAAAGACGACACUGUACACUGUGAGAGGACUGCGACCCAAUACAAUCUACUUGUUCAUGGUGAGGGCUAUCAACUCUCAGGGUCUUAGUGACCCUAGCCCCAUGUCAGAUCCUGUGCGCACACAAGAUUUGACCCCACCUGCACAAGGAGUAGAUCACAGACAAGUUCAGAAAGAACUGGGGGAUAUCAUCGUACGUCUUCAUAACCCUGUUGUGUUGACUCCUACCACGGUUCAAGUCACAUGGACAGUUGAUCGUCAACCCCAAUUUAUACAAGGCUAUCGAGUCUUGUACCGCCAGACAUCAGGACUUCAAUCUCCAUCAACAUGGCAAAACUUAGAUGCUAAAGUGCCUACAGAACGCAGUGCUGUUCUAGUUAAUUUGAAAAAAGGGGUGACUUAUGAAAUUAAAGUUAGGCCCUAUUUUAAUGAGUUUCAAGGAAUGGACAGUGAAUCAAAAUUAGCCCGUACUACUGAGGAAGCACCAAGUGCUCCUCCACAAUCCGUCACAGUGUUGACAGUUGGAAACCACAACAGCACAAGUAUCAGUGUUUCCUGGGACCCUCCUCCUCCAGAUCAUCAAAAUGGAAUUAUCCAGGAAUAUAAGAUCUGGUGUUUAGGAAAUGAAACUCGGUUUCAUAUCAACAAAACUGUGGAUGCAUCAAUUCGAUCUGUGGUUAUUGGUGGAUUAUUUCCAGGCAUUCAAUAUCAGGUAGAGGUUGCAGCAAGUACCAAUGCAGGAAUUGGUGUGAAAAGUGAUCCACAGCCCAUCAUUAUUGGGGGACAUAAUGAAGUUGUCAUCACUGAAAAUAACAACAGCAUAACUGAGCAAAUAACAGAUGUUGUGAAGCAGCCAGCCUUUAUAGCUGGUAUUGGAGGUGCAUGCUGGGUAAUUCUGAUGGGUUUCAGCAUCUGGUUGUAUUGGCGCAGAAAGAAGAGAAAGGGACUCAGCAAUUACGCUGUCACUUUUCAAAGAGGUGAUGCGGGACUAAUGAGCAAUGGAAGCCGACCAGGGUUACUAGAUGCCAGUGACCCCAGUUAUCCUUGGCUUGCAGACUCCUGGCCAGCUACAAGUUUGCCUGUGAACAAUAGCAGUAGUGGACAAAAUGACAUUGGAAAUUUUGGUCGUGGAGAUAUGUCUGCACCAGUGCCAGGCCAAGGAGAUAAAACAGCUACUAUGCUUUCUGAUGGAGCCAUUUAUAGCAGCAUUGACUUCACCACCAAAACAACUUAUAAUAGUUCAAGCCAAAUAACACAAGCUACACCAUAUGCCACCACACAGAUCCUACACUCCAACAGCAUUCAUGAAUUGGCUGUUGAUCUGCCUGAUCCUCAGUGGAAAAGUUCAAUUCAACAGAAGACAGAUUUGAUUGGAUUUGGUUAUUCUCUUCCUGAUCAAAACAAAGGUACCAAUGCCUUACUUUACAUCCCUGACUACCGAAUGGCUGAGGGAUUGUCUAAUAGAAUGCCACACAACCAGUCAGAUUUCAGCACUACCAGCUCCCACAACCACUCAGAAAGAAGUGGCAGUCUCUCAGGUGGGAAAGGUGGAAAAAAGAAGAAAAAUAAAAAUUCUUCAAAACCCCAGAAAAACAAUGGAUCAAAUUGGGCUAAUGUCCCACUACCUCCUCCUCCAGUCCAGCCCCUCCCUGGCACAGAGCUAGAACACUAUGCAGCAGAUCAGCAGGAAGCUGGCUAUGACAGUGAUGGCUGGUGUCCACCAUUACCAGUUCAAACAUAUUUACACCAAGGCAUGGAGGAUGAGCUAGAGGAAGAUGAUGAACGAGUCCCAACACCUCCAGUUCGAGGAGUGGCCUCUUCACCUGCAAUCUCAUUUGGACAGCAGUCUACUGCAACUCUAACACCCUCCCCACGUGAAGAGAUGCAACCCAUGCUUCAGGCUCACCUUGAUGAGCUGACCAGAGCCUAUAAGUUUGAUAUAACAAAGCAAACAUGGCACCUCCAAAGCAAUACCCAACCUCCUCAGCCUCCAGUUCCACCACUGGGUUAUGUUUCUGGAACCCUGAUUUCAGAUUUGGAGAUGGAUAUUCCAGAUGAUGAUGAUGAUGAUGAUGAUGAUGAUGAUGACAAUGAUGAGGAGGAGGAAGAGGAGGAGGAAGCAUUAGAAAUUACUAGACCCCUAAGAGGUCAAGAGCAGACUCCAGGAUCCAGUAUGGACAAUUUAGACAGUUCUGUGACAGGCAAAGCAUUCUCUUCUUCUCAAAGACCUCAACCAACCAGUCCCUUUUCUACUGACAGUAAUACCAGUACAGCGCUGAAUCAAAGUCAGAGGCCUAGGCCCACUAAAAAACACAAGGGAGGUAAAUUGGAGCAAGCCCCAUUACCUCAUCGCAGGGAGGGAAUGACAGAUGAUCUUCCACCACCACCAGAUCCCCCACCAGUUCAGGGUUUAAAGCACCAAAUAGGCCCUGACCAACAUGGUGGUAACAUGGAAAAUUCUACAGAGGGAAAAGGAAGCUCUCUGGAGAGGCAACAUGCAUCCCCCAUACAUGAAACAAAGAAUUCAGUGGAUCUACAAGCUAGAACCUCACUAGAGUGGCAGAGGGAAACGCAGGAAUGGAUAAGCUCCACAGAACAUCAAGAAGAUUUAAGAAAAGUCCCACACAAACAAGCAUUUGGAUCAGAGGAGGCACUGGUACCUUAUAGUAAGCCCAGCUUCCCAUCACCAGGUGGACACAGCUCAUCAGGAACAGCUUCUUCGAAAGGAUCAACUGGACCUAGAAAAGGCGAGAUCUUGCGAGGAAGUCACCAGCGCAAUGCCAGUGACCUUCUUGACAUAGGCUAUAUGGGAUCCAAUACUCAAGGACAGUUUUCAGGUGAAUUAUUUGAGAAGAAAAAUGCAAAGCUGCUCUGAAGGACCAUCAGGUCUGAACUCAUGGAAGUGAUGACACUAAACAGUGCAAUGAACAAUUUCUUUAUUUAUGUACUAUUAAAAGAACUGUAAAUGCAAUGUAAAGACACACAGCCACACCUAUCCCACAGAUAUUUUACUUGUAUUCUCUUAAAGACACCAUCCACCUUAACUAUUUCUUGUCAGGAGUAUAUACAAAAGAAAGAAAAAAAUCACCCACCAGGAUGAAAAGGCUUUUCCUCUGUAUAUAAUUUCUUUUGUUGCAUUGCUAUGCAAGCUCACUCUCUUUUUAGCUAUGUUCAUAUUACUGUCUGUUCUUAUUGGUCUAUUGUACUAUAUGUGAAUUAAUGGGCUGUGGUGCCAUAUAUUAACUUUUAAUUGUGUAACUCUUAUGUUUAAAGUUUGCACUGCAAUUUUCUUUGGUGAUAAGCACAAAUCUCUACUCCUCAUGACAUGAAGAAAAAAGACUGAAUGUGAAGGGAGUACAUGUACUGUAAGCUAAAUUGAGUAAUGCAGGAUGUAACUGAUUAUGAUAUAUGGUUUUCCACUGGGGUGUAGGAAUAUGUAGAAGUGAAAAGGAAAACUGACGUUGGCAAAGGCUUAUGGGACUAGUUCAAUAAAAGAGCAAGAUGUCUGCUUUUACUGUUUGAAAAAGUGUAUGGGGGUUCAAAAGAAAGGUGCACUUAAUAAUGAAUAUUUCUAAAAUAUGCAGGUAGCUAUGAUGAAAAAUGUAAGGUCAUCUGCAGUAAUAGUUUUUACCUGCCCAAAUAUGAUUGGAUAAUAUGUGAUUUAAUAUGAACAAAGGAAAUUAAGGUGUUUCACUAAAGCUGUAUUUAUACCACAGUUUUUAAAGCAUUUUAUGAAUUGCCAUAAUUAAUCUCUCCAACCCAUUAAAUAAAAAUAUGAUGCAAAGUUUCCCAAGGAGACAAAUAAUAUAAACUCUAGAAUAUCUAGCAAAUAGUUAAAGAUGUAACUUCUCAGUAGAUCAUACUCAGACUUAGGCUUCUAAAUAUGAACUAUGUUACAAUAUCUUGUUUCAUCUUUAUAAUACAUGCACAGUACACUAGAGGAUAGAGUUGCAUCACUGAAAUUCACAACUUUUUUACAAUGGAAUUUACAUAGAAAUGUAGUUUAUUUAAUUAAGAAGUAAAAUUUAUUCCACCAAACUUGUAGUCAAAUUGUAAGUGCUUGAAAAGCAGUGCUAAAAGUAUGUUCAUUUUACAGUAAGUAGGUUUCUUGAAAUGAAGCUAAACAUUUUCAAAAAUUGGCUACCAACCAAAAAUAUAGUUGAUCCAUUUUAAUGAGUGAAUUGGAAAAAAAUAGUUUAACAGGAAAACCUUGCAUGUUUAUAUUCUUUUUUAAUAAAACCAAAACUUGUAAGUGGACAUUAAUAAUAGCAUUCCGCUUCAUCAUUUGUUUUCAUGACUCAAAAAAAUAUUAUUCUGCAAUUCAGUUAAGUAUGAGGAAAAUCAUUAAAGUUUUGAAAUAUCUAUUAGUUGUUAUAUGCAUAUAAAAAUCAAUCAAAUCAAAGCUCUCCUGAAAUUCUCAUAUUUCAAAUUUGCCCACAUGGAAUAUUCACAUUUUAGUCUGCUUAUGUCUAUCCUUUCUCAUUACUGUCCAAGAAGAUUCACUGUUCCUUUCAAUAAAGAGUUUGGCACCAGCUCUGAACAAGAGGGCCUUUUAAGUACACACUUUAAUAUAUUAUUGGCUUGAAUCCCCCACUUCUACUUCUCUUUGUAUUAGCAGAGUAGUUGGCAUUGUCAAAUUUGUUUCUUCCCUUUACUUCCAUUAUAGGUAUAUAUUAGGAACUAGGCUGUGCUUUGAGGGCUGAAGAAACAUCUGUUCCUCACUCCAAACCAAUGAUUCCACAAUAGGCAAUAAACAGAGUUCUUGUUCACUUUUGGACAAACCUACAUGACCCUAACUAGAUUGUUUUCUAACAUCAGUGUCUGCAACUUCAAUGACUUUUGCAUUCCUUCAGAUAUGAAAGAGUAUCUGAUAAAUGUGUGAGCACUGUGUUAGGAAUGAUAACAUGAAUAUCCAGAAACCUUAAGGCAGAAGGAUUUCAGACCAUGGUAUUUGCAAUGCGAAACGUGAGUGUUUUCAACCAUUCAAUUUAAAACUUCUCAACCUCAGAUUUUGGUCUGUAUCUCUGAGUAGUGUAUUAUUUUAGUCAAAUGCAUGUAAUCUGUUGACAGUAGCUGCUAAAACACAGUAGCUGCUCAGCUGACACAAAAUUUAAAGGUUUGAGCAGGAAAUGAUUAGUUAUUGUGAUUGGAUGUAUAAGUUUAUACAGUAUACUUAGCUGAAAUGCCUUAUCAGAUUGGUCUAUUUUCCUUGUUAUCCCCACACCUAGGUAAAUUGGUAUUUUCCAUCCCUUACAAAAUGGAGAGUGUAUUUUACCAGGAUAUGGCCUACAUACUGACAUACAAUAAUACUAUAGUUAUCAAAUGGAAUUCAGCAAUAAUAUCUAAAAUAAAAAAACAUUAUUCAUCUUGCAUAAGAAGUCAAAUAGGAUAUAAGCCAAGAUAUGAAAUCAGAUGUGUAAACAUUUGGUAUUAACUGGAAAAUCUACUUUUCCUUGUUGACUGUAUUACUAUAGUUAUAAUUUCAUUAUGCCCAAUUCUCUGUUUCAUAAGUCACAGAGCAAGUCCAUGUAAAUUAAUAAACUGAAGGCCUCCACAAGUUUAUGUGGAUGUAGGGAGUAUCAUCCCACUUUACAGUCAAGGAUAAUGCUACCUCAUGGCCACUUCUGCAUAAGCACAAUAGUAUUUAGUUUGAAGAACUCCUUUUUAUGAAAUGCAUGUGACUGUCAGAGCAAAUGCUCAUCUCUGGCUCUGUAUUUAUGUUGUAGACACAGUACUUCUGUUCUAAAUCUUUUCUAUACCAUUUUAAAGUAGAGAUAGAAUAGCAUUGGUGCCAGCUACAAUGAGCUUCAUGAAAACAAUUCAUGGCUCCAUUAAAUAUGAGUUCAGCUCAAGAAGAGAAUGAAAGUAGAAAGCAUAGAAAGAUAAUUGAGUUCAAAAAUAGUGUAAUAAAGGUAAAAUAAUAGGCCAGAAAAAUAAAAAUAUUAUACAUUUCAUUCACUUUCAUACCAUAUAUUAAAAACCCAUCCAUAGAGAUGUUAUAAUAAUAUUUUCUGGUAUGGGGGUAGGUUGGAUCAGAUGAUCUUGAAAGUCCCUCCCAACUCAAUGAUUCUAUUAAAUUUAUUAAUAUAUAACUUCAUAUUUUAUUCUAAGAAUUUUAAUUAGUCUUCAAUGGGCAUUGAGGUAAAGUUUAAGUUUAGCUUUGGUGGAACACCUUACUCAAGAUUUCUCUGAAAAAUUUAUACUAUUAUCUCUUGACAACAUGAUAAUAACCAUCCCAAUUAAUUUCAGAUAUGUGAUUUAUCUGCUCCAAUGGGAAAAAAUUGUGUGUGUCAGCAUUGAAGUUGUAUAGGACCAUAUUAUUCACUAACUUGUUCAUCUGCCUCUAUGUUUUUCUUCUGAAAUUACAUGACAAAAAUCUGGCAUAUAUAACAUGUCUCUCCCCAUUAUAUUACAUGAAGUUUACUGUUUUCUCUUCUAAUAUUUGUACUUAAAACCAACCAUAGUACAAUUCCAAUAUGAUUUAAUUUACUAUUUUUUAAAUCUCAUUUUGAUCCAAGCCAUUGUGAAUUAAUCAUGUUUUAAGAUGGGGGAUGUUGUGGCAACACAUACAUUUUUUAUAUUUGUUUUUCUAGAUUUAUUUUUGUCUGUAGUUUGUUCAAGUCACCAAAAAAAAAAUUCCCAACUAUUAAUGUGUUACAUUGGUAUUGUUAGUACAGCAAAGUUAAAUUGGCAUAAGAAGUUGGUUUAUUAGUACUGUCAAAAAGUUGUGUAUUGUAUAUUUAAUGGGGAAAAAUAAAACAUUCACAUUUCAA